CAGCCCACCGCUGUACCGCUGCACCGCAUCCCUCCCGAGUCGCUCCUUCCCGACGCUGUGGAAUUGGGAUCAGCCCUUGCCUCCCUAUCCAAUUGGACUGCACCUUCCUGCAAACCGACCUGCAUUGGAUGCACCUGCCUCCACGGCUUUUGUCGGCCCACAACCGGUACAAAGUACAUCGAGAAAAAAAGGAAGGAAGUAGAAAAAAAAAAAAGAGAGGGAAACCACUUCCCCGGUCGUUCCACUCCUCCCGGAUUCGCCAAUCGACCACGAAAAUUUCGGCAAUUUCCAAUCUUUUCUGCCCCAUCUCGCGAACCCCUCCAUGCCCCUCUCUCCUCCGCAAACUGCCCGCCGACAUCGACACCGAUCUCCGAAAACCAUUGAGAAACAGGGACAUGCUCGAUACACUCAAGAUGAGCGAGACGCAAUUGACCUUUGGUCGGACUGACGACUACAUCUUCAUCUCCAAGCCCAAAAAGGGCAUCGCGUAUGUUGAGGCCCGUUUCAAGGAUGACAAAGGUGUACGUUUUGCCCGCAAUGCUCAUUUUCACGAGCUUUUCCCCCAAAAUUCGUCGGACAAUUGCUUACGACAAGAACAGCUUGCGCACACAGACAAGGGAUGCCAACUACUUCUCUCCAAGCUUGAAAGAGAAUGGAGCGCACCCAAACUCAAGGAUGACACUGUCAUCUCACUUGAGGCUGACCUCUUGAAGGAGCCAGUUUUCCACAAGGAGAUUCCAAGUGAUAUGUUCCACUCCCUUCGCGUGGUUGAGUUCCAGGGCCUGGAUCCCUCUACUCGUGUGGUCUCUAUUCGCGACGUUGCUAUCAAAGUCAACCUUUACGGAUGCACUCCAGAAUCACCGUCCGAGUCGGAUGAUGAGCUAGUGGACAUCCUUCCAAGCGCCACUAAAGUCGAUGGCAUCUGGGAACUAUGCUGAAUCUGAUCACAUUGUAGCUUGGUCACCGACCAUGAUACU
Molecule: messenger RNA, 977 nt
Organism: Colletotrichum acutatum
Lineage: Eukaryota; Fungi; Ascomycota; Sordariomycetes; Glomerellales; Glomerellaceae
Exons: 4
Coding region: 129-938 (269 amino acids)
Source: RefSeq, a predicted model, not a curated record